AUGGUGAGGCCACGACUGCUGGUAGUGUCAAUGGCUCUUCCAGUUACUGCAAACAGAACUGGAGAAGAAGCAUGGUCUUUCACCAUGAGUCCUGGUGGUCUAGUUAGUGCUCUUCUAGGGUUGAAAGAGUUUGAGACCAAAUGGAUUGGUUGGCCUGGAGUAGAUGUUUAUGAUGCGGUUGGAAAAAAGGCACUCUCCAUUGCUCUAGCUGAAAAGGGCUGUAUCCCGGUGUUUCUAGAAGAAGUUUGUGAUCAGUACUAUAAUGGCUAUUGCAACAAUAUUCUAUGGCCAAUUUUUCACUAUUUAGGAACUCCACCCGAAUAUCGUAAUGAUGCAACUAUUACAUACCAGUCACAGUAUGAUGCAUACAAAAAAGCAAAUCGGAUUUUCUUUGAUGUGGUAAAAGAGCACUAUCAAGAAGGAGAUGUGGUUUGGUGCCAUGAUUAUCAUGUUAUGCUCCUUCCUCAAUACCUGAAAGAAUACAACAAUAAGAUGAAAGUUGGAUGGUUUCUCCAUACACCAUUCCCUUCCCCUGAUAUGUAUAAAACAUUGCCUUCAAGAUCUGAACUGCUUCGCUCAGUUCUUACUGCUGAUUUAGUCGGUUUUCAUACCUAUGAUUUUGCAAGACAUUUUGUGAAUGCAUGCAUGUGUAUACUUGGAGCCGAAGCAACGUCUGAAGUAAUUGUGAAUCAAGACAAAGCCACUCGUGUAGCUGUUUUUCCCAUUGGGAUAGAACCUGAGAGGUUCAUAAACACAAGUAAACUCUCGGAGGUCACAGAAUACAUGAAGAAGUUUAAAUCAGAUUUUGGGGGCAGAAAGCUGAUAUUAGGUGUUGAUCGUCUCGACACGAUCAAAGGAAUUCCACAUAAAUAUCAAGCAUUUGAGAAAUUUCUAGAGGAAAAUGAAGAUAUGCGUGGUAAAGUUUUGUUACUUCAGAUUGCAGUGCCAACAAGAAAUGGUAUUGGUGAAUAUCAAAAGAUAAAAGACCAAUGUCAUGGACUUGUUGGACGAAUUAAUGGUCGUUUUGGUUCUAUCUCUUCAGUUCCAAUCAUUCACCUGGAUUGUUCUAUUCACUUUCAUCAACUAUGCGCACUUUACGCCAUCACAGAUGUAUUACUUGUAACAUCUUUGAGAGAUGGAAUGAACCUUGUGAGUUCUGAGUUUGUUGCCUGCCAAAAUGCGGAAAAAGGAGUCCUCGUUCUAAGCGAGUUUGCAGGUGCUGGUCAGUCACUUGGUGCUGGAGCUCUUCUUGUGAAUCCUUGGAACAUUAAAGAAGUUUCUAAUGCCAUUGGAGAAGCUCUAAGAAUGUCACCUGAAGAAAAGGAGAGAAAACAUCAAAUCAAUUUUCAGUAUGUGAAAACUCACUCUACUCAACAGUGGGCAGAUGAUUUCAUGAAUAAACUAAAUGAGGUUACAAGUAAACCGGAGCUAGGAACUGGAAAAGUCCCAUAUGAACUUCCACAACAUGAUGUGGUUCAACGAUAUUCGAAGUCUGAGAAUAGGCUGCUAAUUUUUGGCUUUUAUGGAACGCUCACUAAGCCGAACAAAAGCCAAGAGAGAAGAGACGAAGGAAUAAAUCUUGAGCUUCAACCACAGCUCAAAGAAAGACUCAAAACAUUAUGCAGUGAUCCAAAAACAACAGUAGUUGUCCUGAGCAGAAGUGAUAAAAGCAUAUUGGACCAAAACUUUGGAGAGCAUGAUAUGUGGUUAGCCGCAGAAAACGGAAUGUUUCUAAGGCAUGCAGCUGGGGAGUGGGUGACCAAGAUGCCAGAAAACAUGAACUUGGAAUGGAUUGAUGGUGUUAAGCAAGUUUUCAAGUACUUCACUGAAAGAACUCCAGGAUCCUACUUCCAAACAAGCGAGACUUCGGUUGUAUGGAAUUACCAAUAUGCAGAUGCUGAAUUUGGAAGAGCUCAAGCAAGAGAUAUGUUGCAACACUUGUGGGCAGGACCAAUCUCUAAUGCAUCAGUGGAUGUUGUCCAAGGACGCUACUCUGUUGAAGUCCACACGGUUGGUGUAACAAAGGGAAGUGCAAUGGAGCAUAUCCUCGGAGAAAUAGUACUACAGAAUACGUCGAUAACUACACCAAUUGAUUAUGUCUUAUGCAUUGGUAACUUCUUGGGGAAAGAUGAAGAUGUUUAUACCUUCUUCGAGCCCGAGUUAACCGAUAAAACCAAGUCUUCUCCUUAUCAUGGCAGUGGCUGCCCCAAGAAGGUAUCAUCGACAGUUGUUGACGUAAAAGAAGAGAACUACUUCUCUGUAGCUAUUGGGACAACGCACACAAAGGCCAGCUAUUUCCUUGACUCAUCUGAUGAUGUUGUGGAACUGAUCAACAAGCUUUGCACAGACGAAAAUGCUUGA
Eruca vesicaria subsp. sativa (arugula) is the source of this 2361-nucleotide messenger RNA. Lineage: Eukaryota; Viridiplantae; Streptophyta; Magnoliopsida; Brassicales; Brassicaceae. The record is from the annotation of a GenBank genome assembly.